GACAGCUAGUAAAAAAUAAAUAUCAUAAGUAGGCCUAGUCUGCUUUCACAAGCGAUAAAGGAUAUCAUUAUGCGAUAAAAGGCACUAAGUCAUAGGCAGAUCCAAAAGCUGGGCAUUAGCAUGCACGGCGCAAGCCACCACCUACUUACCAUGAUAUGCGGGCCGCGGCGGGUCACUCGGAGAAUUUAAUUGUGUCCCAUUAUCAUAUUUAGGUUCUUUUACGGUAAGUCAAAAGUGAAAACUAAAUGCCUCGCCAUGUCGCCCGUCAUUCGUCAGUCGCGAUCGAUGGAGACAACUCUUCGUUCCGGUAGAUGGACAACGCGAAAAUGAUCCGAAAUUGCGUGGUGGUUCUGAGUUUGGUGGCGUAUGUUGCCGCGAUUGUCGGCCCGGCUUCGAACGCUACCAAGACGGUUAUAGUCACAAAAGCCGAUACGUACUUAGAUGCCUACUCGAAAUCUCGCGUGGAAGCGGAAAAUGCGAAGAAGAGUGUGGUCAUCAUAACGGCGAAAGAUGGAGAGAAGAAGAUAUCGAAUCGCGACGACAGCUACUCGAGCUACGACUAUUCACCCUCAUAUCCCAGUGACAGUUUCAGCUCGUCAGGAUCUAACAGCUAUCAACCGCCGCACAGUCCACCGGUUAAAUUUGAACCUGAGAUAACUUACAACGCGCCCACAAACACGUAUGGUCCCCCAGCUCAGAGCUACGGCCCACCGGCGCACAGCCACGGCCCCCCGUCGCCGUCAUACGGCCCUCCGUCCGGAUCAUACGGCCCUCCGUCCGGAUCAUACGGCCCCCCGUCCGGAUCAUACGGCCCGCCGUCCGGAUCAUACGGCCCGCCGUCCGGAUCCUACGGCCCGCCGACUUCCUACGGACCACCAGGACCGGUUUAUGGGCCUCCGAAGCCCCUAGCGCCGGUCUACGGGCCGCCUCCCUUCAAACCGUCCUACGGCGUCCCUUACACUGCGCCUAGCUUCAUUGGAGGUUUCCUAGACAAGUUAUCGUUCAAGCUAGAUAUUUUAACGAUCGCGAAAUUGAUGCUCAAGUUCUUGAUAUUCAAGAAGAUAGUGACGAUGCUGGCUGUGGUGUGUAUGUUGCUCGUGAUACCGAAGCUGAUUCAUUUCAAGAAGGAUGAAAAUGCUCCGUCAGGCGAGGACGAGGACCGCAAUUUUGGUGCUAGGAAAAUGGUCGAGUUAACAUCGGCACAAGAACUCCUGGAAAGAGCUCUGCGAGUAUACAGCGACCAAGACAGCCAAUGCGGAAUCCCAUGUAGAGUUGCCAGAGUUCUCGACGACAUAUACGAGUUUCAGCCUUAUGUCAGAGUUCCAAUGGAGGAGUCGUAAGCGAUGUCAAGAGGCGAUGAUCGUGCCAUUACUGUAGUCGUAGCCUGUAGGUACUCCAGUCAUAUUUA
Messenger RNA from Aricia agestis (brown argus), 1408 nucleotides. Its product is annotated as protein transport protein sec31. The record is from RefSeq and is a predicted model, not a curated record. Bases 312 to 1340 code for a protein of 342 amino acids. Lineage: Eukaryota; Metazoa; Arthropoda; Insecta; Lepidoptera; Lycaenidae. The transcript has 4 exons.